This is a messenger RNA of Cherax quadricarinatus, 598 nucleotides long. RefSeq names its product pro-resilin-like. The record is from RefSeq and is a predicted model, not a curated record. Gene Ontology annotation, cellular component: extracellular matrix. Lineage: Eukaryota; Metazoa; Arthropoda; Malacostraca; Decapoda; Parastacidae.
CCCAAGCUGACACCUCCAGCUGACUUCUCCAGUCACCUCACAACCAUGAAGACCGUGGCUCUUCUAUUAUGUGUGGCUGUGGCAGCGGCACGGGCGGCUCCCCAGGGCUACGGGGCCCCAGGACCCAUUGGAUCCGGCGGAUCCGGUGGGUCGGGCGGAUCCGGAGGGUCCGGCGGGUAUAGCGGGUCCGGAGGGUCCGGGGGGUCCGGAGGGUCUGGUGGCCAGUACGCCUCCGCACCUGCAAAUUACAACUUCCAGUGGGAUGUCGACGACGCAGCCUCUGGUAACUCCUUCGGCCACGGGGAAGAAGCCAACAACGGUAUAGUACAGGGAAGGUACUACGUGAGGCUGCCAGACACUCGUCUCCAGCAGGUAGAGUACACCGCUGACGACUCCGGCUAUCACCCAGUCGUUACCUAUGAAGGCCAGGCCCAGUUCGGCGGCGGAGGUGGAGGUGGAUCUGGCCAGGGCGGAGGCUACUACCCCUAGUCCCGAAGAUCAAAACGCACAGUUGCUAAUUGUUUUGUCUUCCGUUUCUUGUAUUUUGUGUUAAGCUGUCAUGCAGGUCUUGGCAAAUUUAGUGCGUUCAUUGUUUAUA